Stylonychia lemnae is the source of this 2217-nucleotide messenger RNA. The record is from the annotation of a GenBank genome assembly. NCBI's taxonomy places the organism in Eukaryota, Ciliophora, Spirotrichea, Sporadotrichida, Oxytrichidae.
AUGAUAAAGAAACUCAAUAGUAUCACAAAUGCAAAGGAGUUCGAUGCUUGGAAUAUGUUUCUUCAGGAAUUCCUGUAGCUGCUUUAUGAUAUCUUUAGCAAUGCUGAGGAUUUUGAUGUAGAGAUACUCACUAGCUACUUCCUUGGAGAUGUGAACCUGAUUAUCAAUAGCUUAAGCUUGCUAUCAGAGGUCAUUAAGACUGAAUAAGUUCUGUUCUUCGAUAAAAAGCAUCGUACUUCAUUUGUACGAUUAUUGGAAAACAUAACUCUAAGGGCUCAUUACAUUCAGAAAUCUUCACAGAACUAAGGAAAGCCUGAGCUUUUAGAGCUAUUAAACGCUAUAAAGUUGCUAAUCGUGGAACUAGUUAAUGUUUAUGUAAAUGAUAUGAUAAGAAUCAUCAGACAGAUGGGGGAGAAAAAUAAGUAACUUAUGAUUGAACUCAUCGAAAGUCUCGAUCAUAAUCCACCUGUGCCCAUCAACAAAUCUAAGAUAGCACUUGCUAAACAAUAGCAAUUCUAAAAUCUAAGUAGAUAAUCAUCAUCCAAUGGCUUUAAUUCGAUACAACAGUACUCCACUGCAAGCAGCUAAAUGUCUUCUGCUAAUAAUCAAUCAAGACCAAGCAUUUUAUAAAGCUCGGGUUCCUCAAUAGUAGGCAGCUAGCCAGCUUAACUCAUCAUAGAUAGAACAGAGGAUUCUAUUAUCUCCCCAUCUGGUGCUUAAUAAAGAAACUAUCACCAGUUCCGAAGUUUUCAUAAUGUUUCCACUCCUCAGAACUAAGGAGGCAUGAAUCCAUUUACCCAAGUGCAAGCAGUGUCAUACCCACCAGAAGAAGAGCUUUUUAAGAUAAUUGUAGUUAACUUUGAGGAAGGUCUACAGAUUUUAAAGAAUAUGUUUAUAUCAAUGUAGAAACAAGAAAUAGCCCAGGUUUAAUUCAAGGAAUUGCCUAAAUUUAUACAAAUCAUAAUAAAGUCUAUGUUUUAGCAUGGGUUUAACCCAAAGUUACAAUCUGGUGGGACUACACCUGCAGAUAUUAAUUAGGGUGCUGCUAGUAAUGAGGAUAUUCUUAAAUCAGAUCCUGUCUUAAAAGAAAUAUUUGAGACUUUUGAAAUUAUGAAUGAAACGAUCAACAUCAUAUAGUAGCUAUUGCCAUCAUUUUUAAAUGCUCUCGUCCAGCUUCCAUCAUUGUCCAAGCCACUUUAAAAACAGAUUUUUAGAACUCUUUAUAUCGAUCAUUUCACUACUUAAAAUCCACUUAACAACUAGCAAUAGAUUGAAGACGAUAUGUUGAAGGUGCUACUUUAUUAUCUUAACAAGCGCAAUCCUCAAUUCAUUGAAACACUGCUUACUAUGAUAAUGGUAUUUUUACUGAAGCAAACUAGCGUAACUCUUUCUAAAGAGAUCCUUGAGUAGCUAAUAGAUUCUGUCAUAAACCUUAUCAAUAUAUUCCCUGAGUAAAAGAACUACAGAAAGUAUAGUUUGGAAAUCAUUAUAAUAGUCUUAAGUCAAAUAGAGUAGCAGAUGGAAUAAAAAGUAAUUGAUUCAGAAGCUUUUGAUGAAUAAACGUUCUAGGAUUAGAUUAAGCAUAAAGUUGAAUAUUAGCAAGUACCAUUCAUUGAGGAGAAAAAAUCCAGAAUCAUUUAGAGUAAUGGGGAUCCUAUCCCAAUAAUAGAAGGAGUGUUCAAACCUAAACAAAAGCCAAGGUCAGUAAGUUCGAGAUAGGGUGGACCAGGCGGGGCCAGAAUGUAAAACCAAAGAUCAAGCAUUCAACCAAAUAGCACCAAUAUUAAGUCAUUUGACUUUGUAAUUUAGAAAAAUGAAAGAAAUAAUUAAUAAUUGUCAAAGGUUAACUAAUCAUAAGGUAAUAUUAGCAAACUGAUGAAUAUAAGUAAAGACAAUGAGCAAAUUCAAAUGAAUUAGUAAGUACAGCAAUAACAGUCUUUGCCUAUGUUCCCUUAAAUACUGCCUAAAGUGUAAUCUAUGCAAAGUCUUUAAGACGCUUAAUAUAACAAGAAACAAACUAUAGAAAAAGGUCCUCCUCAUUUAAGAAUGAAAAGAUACGGAAUCGCUGGAAUAAUGCCUGAUUUCAAUGACAUUCCAGGAAGGCCAAUAAAGGGAGGGCUUCCGAUUGCAUCUAAAAUAGAAACUCAAAGAUAAAGCUUGCUUGUACCAUUAAAAGGAUUUAGUGAUCAGGAAUGGGACUAAGCUGUAAAUCUAUGA